Molecule: messenger RNA, 4242 nt
Organism: Oreochromis aureus
Lineage: Eukaryota; Metazoa; Chordata; Actinopteri; Cichliformes; Cichlidae
Gene: dalrd3
Product: DALR anticodon binding domain containing 3
Exons: 13
Coding region: 302-2017 (571 amino acids)
Biological process (GO): arginyl-tRNA aminoacylation; tRNA C3-cytosine methylation
Molecular function (GO): arginine-tRNA ligase activity; tRNA binding; ATP binding
Source: RefSeq, a predicted model, not a curated record
GCACAUCUACUGCAGUUACUUCGCCUAACACUGGAUGGCGCCAUGCUGGUCCGACACGCGAAUGUAUGUCGUAGGAAAACACAGAUUACAUUUCACUAGUUCCGCAAAGAGAAAACAGGCAAUGCAGCGCAACAUCUGACAUCAACCAGCGAGCAACUGUGCAGCUAGCGUAACCCAAAAUCUGGCUCAUCUUCGCCCGUGUCAACGCGAGCAGCGGGACGACGCCUUGACACAAGAUAUGAGGAGAGGGUGAAUGAGCUGACUGGUAGAAAGCUCACCUGUUUGUGCUGUGGUGGUGGUGAUGAUGGAGAACAUCGAGGAGCUCUCGCCCCUUCGCAUCACCCCUACAGUCCGGGCUCUGAGCUCCGCGCUGCGGGGGAAGCGUGAAGAUGUCCACGGUUCCAGCCGUGUAAACGGUGACAGGGUAUUCCCUGAACCGGAGAAGCUCUGGUUUAAGGAGAGCAGCGCUAAAAAUCUACGAAACAGGGACUUCUUGUCGCCGACCACGAUGCUUAACACGCUGUACGCGGACGGACAGGUCCCUCCAGCAGUGAUGUCCAGAGUGCUGUCCCUUCGUGGUAGUGGGGUUCUCCCUGUGGCUGGUGGGGAGGUGAUGGGUGAAGGUCUAAGGGUACGGGUGGAUCGGGCUGCCACAUUCAGGGCCGUUCUGGGGGGCGGAGCUGCAGAGUACCUGAAGCCCUUGAGUCAGAGGCAGGGCUGUGUGGUGCUCAACUGCCCCGCACUGCACCCUAAGCCCAACACACCCAGUCCUGACACAAUGAGUUUAGGCCAGCUGAGGACUGUUCUUCUGGCUGACCACAUGGGGGCACUGCUGAGAAGACAGGGAUAUGCCGUGUCCUUCUGCCCCACACUUCCUGAAGACAGCGACAUCAUCAGUUUCCUCCGAGCUCUGGGAAUCGAUUGGCCGACAGCCCCGGCUAAUUGGACGAAUGAAGAGCGGGAGGAGAAGAUUCAGGACUCGCUAGAGAAGUCUCAAUACAGAGAGAGGGAAAUGGAGAGAGGCAGGAGAACUAGCGGAGGGGGAGGGAGGAAAGCAGAGGAGGGAGAGAACGAAGGAGCGCUCAGGAUCAACCUGAAGCGAGUUUUUCAAGAGGAGGGGCUGCCGGGAUACGACCCCAGCCUUGGCACCUGCACGGUUAACAGAGACGGCGUUUCCCAAUUGGCACAACUGGACCUAUCCACAGCUGACUGCACAGCAGCCAUGGUAACAGCGUUACAUGUGACUUCCUGUCAAGAUGAGUUCCGCCAGCAGCAGAUAGCAAUGCUGUGGAGAGCCAGCGGAGCCAAACACACACAGAGGCAUCUUGUUUGUGGGCCUGUGAAGACUCCUGGUUCACACCUGACUGCUGCACAGUACUUGCAGUUGAGAAGAGGUCAGAUGAAAGAGGCCUCUGAGAUGAAGUAUGGAGAUCAAGUAGAAGGUCAGACGUGGGAUGACAUCAUCAAGGUCAUGACCUCUGCUACAGUCAGAUUCGAGCUGCUGUCGACUGUCCACACUAGUCCUGUGACGCUGGACGUCAAGAGGGAAGGCGGUGUGUCGACCAAGGGGCCCAGAGGAGGAGUGUUUGUGAUGUAUAACUGCGCCCGAUUGCACACUCUGUUCGACAGCUAUGAGAGAGGAGUGGAGAAAGGUCUUUACCCAGAAAUCCCAGAGGACUCCCAGCUGGACUUCUCUGCUCUGAAAGAAGAGGGUGAAUGGCUCCUCCUGUUCAAUUACCUCAUUCCAUUCUCGGAGCUGCUUGAACAAUUGGGACAGGCACUGGAUAGCGAAGGGGGUGGAGCCAGAGUGAACAUAAAAACUGAACAGAUCUGUAAAUUUCUCGUGUCGCUCAGUAAAGACUUUAGCUCCUACUACAACCGGGUCCACGUGCUGGGGGAGCCACUGUCUCAUCUCUUCAACCAAAUGUUUUGUCGUUUGUAUCUGCUGAGAGCAUUGAGAGAGCUCUACCACAGCGCUCUGGACACCCUUAACCUUCCCCCCAUCAGGCAACUAUAGCCCCGACAUAAUUCGCCCACCCUUCACUGUUGGCUCUACCUCCCUGCCUUCCCUACACACACACACCAUAUCCAUGUGUAUUGUGUGUGUCUAGCUGACAUCUUUUUUGGCAAUAUUAAAACAAAUUAUGACAUUUCACAUGCCCACUGUCCCGCUUCUGCAUUUCCCUGUCAGUGUAUUGUGACAUAUUCUAACUGUCUGGUUAUUUCAAUGAAUAGUGUAACUACAGUAUAUAAAGUGAACCCUGUUCCGUUUUUUCUGGGCUGAAAGAUUUUCUUGGAAAAUUUGAGCUGCUUGUAUGCUGUAAAAGAAAUAUUUUGACAUUUGGGUUGCUGCUUAUUUGCUUUCUUACUGACUGAUGAGAAAUUCUUCCUUGUCUCAAGCUGUGUGCUUUUGUACUUAGAAUCUAUUCACACACUUACAAAUACAGCUACAGAAGUGCUGCGUAAUUACCUGUCAGCAAUUCAGCUGUGUCGGUCUUUGGUACAUAGAAAAAGGGGCGAUGCCACUAACCAGCAGUCAUUCACAGCGAUGGCAUGCCAAUUGCUAGUUAGCCAGCAGCGGCAGCUUUUUCUCUGAUGAAUAUGGUUUGGUAUUUCUUGGAGUUUAUGCCUGUUACAGUAUCAUUUUCACUAUUAGAAAUUUUGGCAAUAUAUGUGCGGUCAGAAGCUUGCAAAACAUAGCUGCUAGCAGUUCAUGUUCUUUAACAUAAAAUGCAUAACUUGCCGUUUUUGAUUUGAGACUUAGCCAGUUAAAUUCACUUUACAAUACACACUACACUACACUAAACAAGUACUUAAGGUAUAUAGUAUACUACACUAUGAUAUACAUAAUAUGCUACGCAAGACAUAUUGCUUGACACCCUUUGGAUGUAUAGAAAUUUGAAGCUAUUAUAGCUAGUUAGCUUUCCACAGCUAGUUAGUUAGCUAAUUAGCUUAACACGAGUGAGAAAAGAGCGAGCCUGGCUCUAAAUCAAGAUAACAAAGUCCAUCUAUGAAUUUUUAAAGUGUCCUAAUUGGAACAUUAUAACUUGUUUGUUUCAGUACAAAAACUUGGCAUUAAACUCAGUAUUUGGAAGGGGUUGGAUGGUUUCCUGGAAACCUCCAGUUGCCUGGAGACACGAGUAAGCUACUCGUGAUGUUGGGGUUUUUUUUGUUUGUUUGUUGUUUAUUUUAACUCUCAAUGAGAAAGCAAGUAAGCACAUUUUCCCAUAUUGUCAGAAUCUUUCCUUUAAUUUUGGUUUUGUUACUACAUAAUGGAGAAAAUGUCUUUCCCUUAAGCACAGCAGGCGUCAGGAUCUAAAUCGGUUAGAUUGGCAGAGCUGGGAUGCCCUUUUGAAUCCGCUAACCAUAAAUUAAAUGUAUUUGUCCUUUUUACAUAAUAAUCCCCAAAUCUGAACUAGCCGGUAGCUUUAUUUUAUAUUUGGUGCCAAGUUAUAAUUAAGGUGUUUGUCUCAAAUGAUCUGUAUUAAGACUUGCCUUAUUACUUAUUACCCGUCUACUCAAUGUCACCAACAACAGUUAAAUCCUCUUUAGAACACAUGUAAGUGUUUAGUCACUGCUUAAAGGAAGAAAAACAACUUUUAUGAGUCUUGUCCAAGUGUUAAAGGUCCCCAUUCAUGGAAAUCUACCACCUUGUAUUUAUUAACACUUAGAAAUAUUUAUUGUCAUAAAAAAUAGAGAGAAAUGUACAGAAUAUAUAUUCUUCAUCUGAGUCUUAAUCACUGUGUUCACAUGAUUAUUAUCCUGCUUGACAAAUCACAGAUGUUACUAUAAAACAGCUGUUUCGGACAGUUAUGGACAAACAUAAUGCAUCGUGUCACAAUCUUAGGACAUGCAUGAAAUGGCAUGAUAACAAUAUGUAUGACUUUUAUGCCAAAAAUGCUAUUUGUAAAUUUUGGGAGUGAAAUGAUAAUGAUCGAACAUUGAUCCCUCAGUUUUUGUUGUUUGUGACCAAAAAAUGUGCCAUAGCAUUUUUUUUUUUAAUUCUAUGAUAGUACAGUCGAGUGUCAUUGAUCACAAAUAUCUGACAGAUUUACUUUUCACUGCAUGAAAUGUUGUUUGACUCUGUAAAUGUAUGAUUUAAAAAAAGCAAACUUUUUUCCGUUAGUUUUAUAUUUUCUUUAGAAAAGGGAAUGAGACGUUUACAAUGUGUUGUUUUUAUUUUAGUAGCUGUCCUGUUAGCUGCUGCUGUAAUUACCACAGUAUUAAAACAGAGGAUCUGCA